Molecule: messenger RNA, 612 nt
Organism: Malania oleifera
Lineage: Eukaryota; Viridiplantae; Streptophyta; Magnoliopsida; Santalales; Ximeniaceae
Exons: 2
Coding region: 1-612 (203 amino acids)
Source: RefSeq, a predicted model, not a curated record
AUGGUCCUUUCAUGGUUGCUAAAUUCCAUCAACAAAUCUCUAAGGCAAGGCUUGUUCUAUUGUCAGAAUCCCUCUAAAGUAUGGAAAGACUUAGAUCACCGAUUCUCUCAAAGCAAUCACCCACGAUUGUAUCACCUCAAGCGCGAUCUCAUUACUCUCCAUCAAAAUUCCAUGACUGUUACAGCCUACUACAACACCAUCAAAGGGCUCUGGGACGAAUUGCAGACCCUACAAGAGCCUAAUUCUUGCACAUGCAGUGCUCGAAAAAAUGCCACGGCAAGAGAAGACACAGAACAUUUAUUCCAAUUUCUCAUUGGGCUCAACGAUUCCUUCCACAACAUCAGGAGCCAAAUUCUUGCUAUGGAUCCCUUACCCUCCAUCGCCAAAGCCUAUGCUACUGUUCAUCAAGAGGAGUCCUGGCGUCAUCUUCAUCUCCCACUCCUACCCACACCCGACAACACUGCUGUAGUUGUUACUCGAUCUUCCCAUCAGACCCUCAAUAGACCCACUGGAACGCCUCCAAGCCCAAAUAGAAGACCACCGCUGCCAUUGCUCCACUCGUCUCAGCCAAUGCAGUCUCUUGGGAGUCUUCUCCUUCCACUGCAAGUGUGA